Molecule: messenger RNA, 711 nt
Organism: Adineta steineri
Lineage: Eukaryota; Metazoa; Rotifera; Eurotatoria; Adinetida; Adinetidae
Source: the annotation of a GenBank genome assembly
AUGCCUGGUAUUUCAACUUCCCAUGAUAUUAUUGGUACUUCUUCCUUUUGGACUGGUAAACCACCUAUUUAUGGUAUUUGUCCUGGUGUUGAGCCGAAUGGUUCAAUCAAACCUUUACCUCAAGUAAAAUCAAAUGCUACUCGAAAAGAAUUACUCGAUUAUUUUGAUAAUACAUGGACAUUAACUGAAGUCGUAUUCGAUGGAUUAAUAAAUGAAGAAGCAUAUUAUCGUCGUCCUUAUCAUAAAUUACGUCAUCCAAUGAUCUUUUAUUAUGGUCAUCCAGCUGUCGUAUAUAUAAAUAAACUACGUGUAGCCGGUAUACUUAAUGUUGGAAUAAAUGAAGAAUAUGAAAAAUUAUUUGAAACUGGUGUCGAUGAAAUGAGAUGGGAUGAUUUACAUGAAGGUAACGAUAAUAUUUGGCCAACGAUAAAUGAAGUACAUCAAUAUCGUGCUAAAGUAUAUCAAGUUAUUUACCAAAUAAUCGAAACACAUCCAUUAUUGAAUGAUGAACACAUGCCAAUUAGUAUUGAUAAACCAAUGUGGGCAUUACUUAUGGGUUUUGAACAUGAACGUAUUCAUUUAGAAACAUUUUCAGUGUUGAUUAGGGAAUUGCCUAUUGAAUUUGUACGUAUUCCUCCAGCAUGGUCAGUUUCAACUGAAAAAAAAAGUUACAACCCACGUCGAAAACUAAUACAGACGAGCGUGUUCUGA